AUGCCGGGGCCCAGCCGUCCAAUCUUUGGAAUGGCCUACCGCCAUUGUAAACGCUGCUCUAGUGCUGCUAAAACAGUCAGACCGAUGCGCAUGGGUGGAAUUGGAGACAAGGGAGACCCUUAUUUGAAUCGAUGCAUUUUUGCUGGAGCCAGAUGGCGUUUUGAGAAUGGAUUUGAAGACGAAUAUGAGAAAAUCGGCGAGAACAUGAGAUUCUCACCCGAGGACGCACACGCAGCAAAGGUCAUUCGUCCAGUGGACUUUGUAGGACGAUAUGAUGGGUAUCAAAAGCAUGGCCAGAACCUACCGGUUGGAUAUCCAGAGUACGGUGAACAACAAGCUCGACCUCACAAAGAAGGCUGGAAGACCGUUCAUGAUAUGCGAACCUUAGACUCAGCAAACAUAACUUACAGCGAGGACCUUGACAGAUAUUUGGCUGAGACUUAUUCCUCCAAGAUCCGCUUGAAUACCUGA
Messenger RNA from Exophiala bonariae, 471 nucleotides. RefSeq lists its product as uncharacterized. The transcript has a single exon. The coding region runs from base 1 to 471 and encodes 156 amino acids. The record is from RefSeq and is a predicted model, not a curated record. NCBI's taxonomy places the organism in Eukaryota, Fungi, Ascomycota, Eurotiomycetes, Chaetothyriales, Herpotrichiellaceae.